AUGGCUAGAAAGGCAAAAGAGUAUCGAUGGAGUCGCCUGGAACUUCUCCCUCUCGAAAUUCGCCAGCGUCUAUACUCGUACCUUGGCCUUCCCGUUGUGCGCCGAGUCUUUCGACCCUGCCCAGUGUUUCUAAACUCGGCUUGGAAUACUUACUGCAACAUACCAUCACACUGGGCCGUCGUCGAAACCAAGGACGGGUGGAAAAUAUAUCACCGACACCAAAACGACACAUUGCUAUGGAGCACAAUCACCACCAUCAUACUCGAAGGUCCCGGCAAUGCUCUGCUGCAACUCCCGAAUGUUGUCAUAGUGGAAGAUACCCCGGAGGAGGUGCAGCAUCAUUCAAACCCACAGAUCUACGGCGGCUUCUUUUACAGCUAUGAUGGAUUCAAGGCAUCGCGAGCGUUGCUGUGUGUAAACAAAUUCGUCGCCGCGGACGUGUAUUCGCUUAUCGUCCGGAAAAUCGAAGUCGUCUUCAACUACCAACUGAGUAGUGAGUGGAUUUACAGGGGAUACACUGAUGGGUGGUGGUCUGAUUGGAACGCCAAAGAGAACAUCACUAGCAGACCCAUGGGAUUGUCUUCCUUCCCCUUCCUCUUCAUGACCCAUGUCACGCUCACGAGCCGCAUCGGCGGCAGCUGGGAAGAGCGAUACCCGCAUCCUUCUUCCGUCUUCAAGAAAUGGCAACGGACUGACAUGGCGAAACAAGCGCUCUCGAUUCGGUACAUCGCACAGCACUGCCCAAAGCUCAAACGUUUCACCCUCAUGCCAUCUGUAGUCAAAAUUAUAAAGACGAAGUUGAGCGAACUCUACGCCAUUACGUUUGGUCUUAGAGAGUUGGUGCGGAUGUGCAAGAAAUUGCAGAAGUUGAAGUUGCAAUAUUUAACAAGGGACCCGAAGCCGAGAGUAGCGUCUCGAGAGGAACUGGAGUGGCGGGAUGUGGAUGACUACAGAUUCGAAGAUGGGUUGAAGGGGGUCCCUGUGCAAAAGAAUCUGAAAUUCAAGCAGAAGGAGAAUAAGAAGAAGAAUAAGAAAGAGAUUCUCAUUCCGUUGUGGUUGAGGGAGGAUAUGGUAGCGGAGUGGGCGAUGGAUGUCAUGAUGGAUAUUCGGAACCAUAAGAAGGAUUACGGUCUCUAAAGAACGUCUAGUCGGAGGUAACGGCCAUUAACUCGGAGUAGGGGUGCAUCAGCUGGACCAGGAAGAUCUGGGGUGAGCCUAGCCGUGGCCUCCCUUUUUUCUCGUCGUAGCCCGCCUUUUCUCUCUGUGUAGGUAGCUCCCUCUACUUUAAGCCUAGCCACGGCUAGUAUGAAUAUUAUUCGAC
Molecule: messenger RNA, 1321 nt
Organism: Mytilinidion resinicola
Lineage: Eukaryota; Fungi; Ascomycota; Dothideomycetes; Mytilinidiales; Mytilinidiaceae
Exons: 2
Coding region: 1-1137 (378 amino acids)
Source: RefSeq, a predicted model, not a curated record